GUUUGUUUUGCUCUUCAGAAGAAAAUGCUCAGACGAAAAUUCCUGAGGAAAUAUGAUAGUGUGCAGAACACUCGAGUAUCCUCCUGUCACGAAAAUAAGCCAAGUACAAGCAAGGCAAGUUUUUCGAAGUAUUGCCGGACUCUGCGAAUGACGGGGAGCGAUGCUGGGAUUGCGGAGAGCGUCCGCAACGAAGGAAUUUGUUGCGGCGAUCACAAAGUGCAAGUUUUCCGGAUCCGGAAGCAGAAACUUGCCGAAAAAAGGUGCGCUGAAACAUGGACAGUGAGGAGUAAAAAAUGGAAGUUUGAACGGAACUGGUACAAAUUACGGUGUGUUACCCUGGUGUUUAUACUGAUGAUUGCCCAAUUACCGAAGGAUGCCAUGGCUGUGAGAGCGAAAAACAGUAAUAGCGAAUUUUGUGAGCAAUAUAAUGUACCACUGCCUGCGGUUGUUUCGAGUUCUCGCUUGUCAUUAUCAUCACAGCUACUGUUAUCAUCAUUAUCAUCAUCAUCGGCAUUAUCACUCUUCACACGACAGUGUCGUUGCGCGCCCGACUGGCGUUUACAUUUUUGCUCCCAUGUAUCACAUUAUAAAUCGUUACUUGCUGUUCCGGAAAGGCAUUGGCAGGAAGAAGAGCAAUUACCGACAGUAUGCAUUUGCAGAUGUUUAUGUUGUUUCAACCAGCCCGGUGCAUUUUGCAAUCAGUUGCAAUGUCGAAAUGGUGAGCCGGUCUUCGAUCUCCACGCAAAUACCACCUGCAUAUGUCAUCCACCCGAUUUUUAUCCAUACAGUAUCUGUACGCAUCAAAAUGCAGUGGUGUUCGAACCGGAAAAAGUGAGUUCGGCUUACGAUUGA
Messenger RNA from Gongylonema pulchrum, 852 nucleotides. Lineage: Eukaryota; Metazoa; Nematoda; Chromadorea; Rhabditida; Gongylonematidae. The record is from the annotation of a GenBank genome assembly.